AUGAAGAUUGAGAAGGUGAACAGCACCACCAAGACACAGCGCAUCAUCUCCCACAGCCACGUGAAGCGGCUGGAGCUGGUCGAGAGAGGCCUAGCCAAGGCGGUGGCCUCAGAGCUCGCGGGCCAGGAGAACGCACGCAAGGCACGUAGUGUGAUAGUGGAAUUAAUCAAAAGCAAGAAAAUGGCUGGAAGUGCUGUCUUGUUGGCAGGGCCUCCUGGAACUGGCAAGACAGGUCUAGCUCUGGCUAUUGCUCAGGAACUGGGUAGUAAGGUCCCCUUCUGCCGGAUGGUGGGGAGUGAAGUUUACUCCACGGAGAUCAAGGAGACAGAAGUGCUGAUGGAGAACUUCCACGGGGCUAUUGGGCUGCGGCUAAAGGAGACCAAGGAGGUAUAUGAAGGCGAGGUCACAGAGCUCACCCCAUGUGAGACGGAGAACCCCAUGGAGCGCUAGGGCAAGACCAACAGCCACAUAAUCAUAGGGCUCAAGACAGCCAAGGGGACCAAGCAGUUGAAACGGGACCCCAGCGUUUUUGAAAGUUUGCAGAAAGAGCGAGUAAAAGCUGGAGAUGUGAUUUACAUCGAAGCCAACAGUGGGGCCGUGAAGAGGCAGGGCAGGUGUGAUACCUACGCCACAGAAUUUGACCUUGAAGCUGAAGAGUACGUCCCCUCGCCCAAGGGAGAUGUGCACAACAAGAAGGAAAUCAUCCAAGACGUGACCUUGCAUGACUUGGACGUGGUCAACGCAUGGCCCCACUGGGGACACGACAUCCUGUCCCUGAUGGGCCAGCUCAUGAAGCCAAAGAAGAUGGAGAUCACAGACAAACUCUGAGGGGAGAUUAACAAGGUGGUGAACAAGUACAUCCACCAGGGCGUGGCAGAGCUGGUUCUGGGGGUUCUGUUCGUUGAUGAGGUCCACAUGCUGGACAUCGAGUGCUUCACCUACCUGCACCAGGCGCUGGAGUCUUCCAUCGCCCCCACUGUCAUCUUUGCGUCCAACCGAGGCAACUGUGUCAUCAGGGGCACGGAGGACAUCACCUCUCCUCACGGCGUCCCUCUCGACCUUCUGGACCGAGUGAUGAUCAUCCAGACCGUGCUGUACACCCUGCAGGAGUUGAAACAGAUCAUUAAAACCCGAGCUCAGACAGAGGGAAUCAACAUCAGUGAGAAGGCACUGAACCACCUGGGGGAGAUUGGUACCAAGACCACUCUGAGGUACACGGUGCAGCUGCUGACCCCGGCCAACCUGCUGGCCAAGAUCAACGGGAAGGACGGCACUGAGAAGGAGCACAUCAAGAAGAUCAGUGAGCUCUUCUACGAUGCCAAGUCCUCAGCCAAAAUCCUGGCUGACCAGCAGGACAAGAACAAGAAGUGA
Molecule: messenger RNA, 1371 nt
Organism: Globicephala melas (long-finned pilot whale)
Lineage: Eukaryota; Metazoa; Chordata; Mammalia; Artiodactyla; Delphinidae
Source: RefSeq, a predicted model, not a curated record